AUGUUGGAGGGUUUGGUGGCCUGGGUCCUCAACACCUACCUGGGCAAAUAUGUCAACAACCUCAACACAGACCAGCUGUCCGUAGCACUUUUAAAAGGUGCGGUUGAACUGGAAAACCUACCAUUAAAAAAAGAUGCGCUAAAAGAACUGGAAUUACCAUUUGAAGUGAAAGCAGGUUUUAUUGACAAAAUAAGGAUCCAGAUCCCUUUUUACCGUCCACACUUGGAUCCAUGGGUGAUCUCAAUUUCCAAGCUUCAUUUAAUCGGAUCUCCUGAAAAUCUGGAAGAUUUUGAUGAGCUGAAGGAGAAGUUAUUGGAAAAAGUUCGCAAAAAAGCUCUUCUGAAAGCACUUGAGGACAAAUGGAAGAGCGAACAAGAGCAAAAAGGAGAGUCAUACUGGUACACCGUAACUGCUUCAAUUGUGACCAGAAUUGUGGACAAUAUUGAACUGAAAAUUCAGGAUGUCCACUUGAGGUUUGAAGAUGGUGUUACUGAUCCAUCACAGCCAUUUGCCUUUGGAGUCUGCAUUAAAAAUGUGUCUGUCCAAAACGCCAGUCAUGAGCCAGUGGAGAAGUUAAUGAGGAAGAAACAACUGGAAGUUGAGGACUUCAGUAUUUACUGGGAUGUAAGCAGCACUUUAUUGGGUAACCUACCUCCAGGGGAGCUACAGGAAGCCAUGGAUAAAAGCAUGGAAAACCGCGAGCACCAAUACAUCCUGGAGCCAGUAUGCACAUCGGCUCUGUUUAAGAGAAACUGUUUUAAAGAGCCUCUGAGAUCGCGGCAACAGCCACGAAUAGAGUGUGACAUAUGUCUCAAGACUAUACCGCUUACCUUGUCUCAGGCACAAUAUCAACAAAUUAUGGAGUUUGUUGACGAGUUUAAAAGAAAAGAAAGACAGAUGAAGUACAGAAAAUGGAGACCGAAGGUCCCAGUGAUAAAGAACUGUAGAGAAUGGUGGCUUUUUGCACUAAACACAAACUUGUCUGAGAUCCGAGAGCAGAGGAGCCGACUAAACCUGGAUUUCCUUCUCCACCGAGCUCGAGAUGCUGUGUUUUAUUGUGAUAAACACUACAGUCGACUGAAGGGAAUACCGUUAGCAGCUGAAGAUGAGGCAGAACUGGACCGGAUUGAGGAAGAACAAUCUAUUGAAGAACUGAAACUUUUACAGCAGCAAGUCCAUGAUCGCUUUAGGAGGCAUCAUGAACUGGCAGAGAGUAUGAGAGAGCCGAUGGCUGAUUCAGCCGGCAGUUCCCCUGCGUCCACUCCAACUCGCAGCCAGAGCAGUGGAAUGCUCCAGUACCUUCAGUCCUGGUUUCCAGGCUGGGGAGGUUGGUAUGGGAAUACACAGGAAGCCAGAGAAGAUAUAGAGAGACUAUCACAAGAACAGCAACAAGAACAGAAGUCCUGGGACCCGGAAGAUAUCCUGGGAGCUGAUGACUUCUUUGACCCCACUUCUGACACUGCAAACUUGAACACAUUCACUAAAAGAGAUCACGUAUUUGCAAAACUCAACUUUCAGCUAGAGGGUGGCACCAUUACUCUCCUACACAAGGAGAAGAACAGCACCCUCUUGCGGGAGACUGCCUUCAUACAGCUGGAAUUCUCAGGGAUGACAGUCAGGUUGGACGCUUUGCCCUGGAGAGAUUCUUCCCUUCUGCUGGUUCAGCUAGAUGGAUUGUUCCUCCGAGACCUAGCAACACACGGGACCAUAUUUCCCAACCUUGUCUACCCUAAUGCUCAAAAGGAAGUGUCCUGUUUAUCCCAACCAUCCAGUGUGCACACGGGACCAGCUGACUUCCUCAGUCCCAGCAGCUCCACUUCUGGGGAUAACCCCGUAUUUAAAAUGCUGUAUGAGAGAAAUCCAAUACACAGUGUGUUUGAGAGGCGGCUAGAAGUCAGCACAAGACCUCUGAAUAUCAUCUACAAUCCACAAGCAAUAACGAAAGUGGCAGACUUCUUUUACAAGGGGAAAGUUCACAGUUCAGGCUUUGGGUACCAGUCAGAGCUGGAGCUAAGAGUGGCAGAAGCUGCUAGAAGACAGUACAAUAAUCUAAAAAUGCAGACGAAAGCUGAAAUCCGGCAAACCAUUGACCGGUUAUUGGUUGGAGAAUUUAUUGCGAACAGUAGGCGCUGGACAAUACGCCUUGAUAUUUCUGCUCCCCAGGUGAUCUUCCCAGAUGAUUUUGUGUGCCAGGAUCCCGUUUUAGUUGUGGUCGAUCUUGGAAGAAUUCUGCUAACCAAUUCUAAUGAUCAAGGUAAAAGAAAGGUCACGGAUCAUUUAUCUGCGGAAGCAAACGAUUUAAGUGAUGAAGAAUACAAAACUCCUCUAGCUACCCCAACAAAUAGCCCUCCACCUGAAGCUGAAGCCAAAGCUGGAUCUGAUACAGCUAGCUACAAUGGAACAGAGUUGAGUGAAGAGCAGCUAGAAGCCUACCUGUUGAGCAAUAAAAUGUAUGAGAAAUACUCAUUGUCUUUUAAAGAUUUGCAGAUCAUGGUUGGGCAUGUGAAAGACAACUGGAAGCAUCUCCAGGACAAUGAAGUUGGCCCAACUCACGUUGUAGAGAAGUUUAACGUCCUCCUACAGUUGGAACGUAGAUUGAUUUACACCUCUGACCCUCAGUACCCGGGGGCAAUGCUUUCCGGUACACUGCCAGAUUUAAAAAUUCAUAUCAAUGAGGAUAAGAUCUUCGCUUUGAGAAAGUGUUUUACCAGCUUGGCCAGUUCUGAAACUAAAAUGUCUGAUAAUAUGCUUCUGAGGAAAGAGAAAAUAUUCUUUGAUACUGAAAGCAAUGGAAGGACAAUGGAUUCUGUGAUGAAUCUGACUCAAAGCGUUGUUACCCUUGAGCAACACACUCGUGAGGUUCUUGUAGAGUCUAAGCUUCUACUGGCUGAAUUUAAAAUCAACUAUAUGCAGCUUGGUGUCGAAAGCUGCGGACGUUACAUUUCUCUCCUGAAAGUGUUUGGUUGCAACGCCAAUUUUGUAAAACGACCUUAUGAUAUAGACGUUGCCUUGACUGUUCAUGGUCUACUUAUGGUGGACACUAUGCAAACGUAUGGUUCUGACUUCGAUCUUCUGAUGGCUUCCCACAAGAAUCUUUGCUUGGAUGCACCAACUGGAAGUCUUCGUGACAGCAGAGCACAGUCACCAGUAUCUGGCAAUGAUUUGUCACCAUCCAGUCCAUUCACAUUUAAAAACAAAUGUACUUCCUUAGAAAACAUAAACCUAAAAGAUCAAGAAUCCCUCAUCAAGCUUGAAUAUCAGUUUGUAAGCUCUGAAUGUCCUUCAAUGAACUUGGACAGCUCUUUGCAGGUAAUGAGUGUCCAGGUCAACAAUUUGGACAUCAUCCUUAAUCCGGAAACAAUGGUAGAACUCAUUGGUUUUCUUCAGAAAUCUUUUCCAAGAGAGAACGACGAGUCUAGCCCCCAACCUUUGAAGGCCAGUUUUGAAAAUGAUUUUACAGAGCAAGAAUUUUUUCAGUCAACGUACGAGCAGAACACUCAAGUGGCAAUUGACAUUCACAGGUUAAAUAUCCUGCUCUUCAGAACGGUUAAUAGCCCGGAUGGAAGAAGUAGUGGGAAGAAGAUUGCCACAGCUAGCAUUGGUGGUACUAAGGUGAACGUAGCUAUAGGUAGUAGGUUUGAUGUCAAUGGCUCUCUUGGUUGUCUCCAACUUAUCGACCUUGCUCAGGAUUCCUCAAAAAAACAGUAUGUGAUUAGUAUAGGCAACACAGCUGCUUAUGAAGGUCAAGGGUUUGAGGCUUUUGAAGCCAUGUUGGUUAAACAAGACUCUCAAUAUAGUCUGAUGGAGGCUUUGAGUUUUACUUUUGUUGAGAAGUCCAAAGAAGAAAUUGCCCUUAAUUUAAAAAUGGCAUCUUUGCAUUAUAACCAUUCGGCCAAGUUUUUGAAAGAGCUGACCUUAUCAAUGGACGAGUUGGAAGAUAACUUCCGUAACAUGCUAAAGACUGCAGCCUCAAAAGUUUCCUCUGUGCUGGCCACAAAAACGGCAGAGUACAGUGAGAUGGUGUCACUGUUUGAGACUCCACGUAAACAUUGGGACUCUGUACAAUUUGAAGCGGACGAAUAUGAUGGAUUUUGUCCAGUCGGUGCCAAAAUAGAUACAGUAAAACUCAUUUUAAAUAUUAAUAUAGAGUCUCCAGUUGUGUCAAUCCCCCGUACUCCUGGUAGUACAGAACUUCUUGUUGGACACCUAGGUCAAAUAUUUAUUCAGAACUUUGUGUCGGAUGAGGACCACUCAAGCAGCGAUCGCUUACAAGUUGAGAUUAAAGAUAUAAAGCUCUAUUCAUUGAACAGCAAUGUCCUUGCUCAGAAAGAAUAUCAGCGUUCAGAAUCUGAAUCUUCGCGGUCCAUGUCAGGCUCGGCGAGUGUGAGCAGUCAGGAGGAGGCAAAUUUUACCCGCCAUGAUUUUUUUGAGUCUUUGCAAAAGAAGCAAGCUUUCCACAUAUUACACAACACUACCAUACAAUUCAAAAUGGAGAAGUUUAAUCUAGAAAGAGACUACCAGGCAACUUUCCCAUUUAAUGAAGACCCUAUAGCGGUGGAAAGCAUUUUAAAGAUUCAGGGAAAUUUGGUCAACAAUGUUCAGGUGGUUCUUGCAAAACAUGUGUACGAGCAGGUUUUACAGACUCUUGACAACUUGGUAUAUAGUGGCGAUGUGAAUACAUUGCCUCAGUCUUCCUGCACCUCAGGUUCUGCAACCCCUGAUAAAUCUGCAUCUAAAGCUGCUGAUGUUUUACUUGAGCAGAAAGAAACUCAUUUGUUCAAUGUACCUCACCUUAGAUCCAUAUCCAACAAAUCCGUGUCUACCCAGGAGGAAAAACACUUUACUCAAAUUCAGGCGAAUUUCCGUAUCUCUGAAUUGCAGAUCCAGCUGAGUGGUGAUCUCACACUUGGUGCUCAAGGCCUAGUCAGUCUCAAAUUUCAAGACUUUGACAUUGAGUUUAAUAAAGAUCACCCACAAACCCUGGCCAUACAGAUAGCCUUACGUUCUCUUCUCAUGGAAGACUUGCUUGAAAAGAAUCCUGAUUCAAAGUACAAGAAUCUGAUGGUAUCACGGGGAGCGCCUAAGACAUCAAGUUUGGCCCACAAGGAAUAUCUGUCACAGUCAUGUCCAUUAGUGUCUCAUGUUGAAUAUCCGGACAUGCCGCGAUCUCUUCCUUCUCAUAUGGAGGAAGCACCAAAUGUCUUCCAGUUAUACCAAAGACCAGCUCUCACGUCUCGCAAGAAACAAAGUGAAGAUAUUGAUUCUGAGUACCCUUUAACUCCACCACCUUCCCCCACAUCAGACAGGUCAAAGCCAUCUCGCCGAAAGGACAGUUUUGAUGACUCCUUGGUCCACAUAAAUGUGUUUUUGGUGGACAAAAACCACCCUGAAUUCUCCUCAAAGUAUAAACGUAUCAAUCGGAGCGUAAAUGUGGAUUUUAACUGCCUUGACGUAUUAAUUGCACUGCAGACCUGGGUUGUAAUUUUAGACUUUUUCGGAAUUGGAUCAACAGCUGAUAACCAUGCCAUGAAGCCAGAGACUACAGACAGCCGGCAGGCUAUGAGAUCGGAAAUGAGCUCAAGUGUCAGUGCUCCUGUACAAGAACAUACAAAUAUAAAAAUGGAUCUCAAGGUGCACUCUUUAUCAUUGGUGUUAAAGCAGACCGCUGGUGAACUGGCGAAAGCAAGUGUAUCCAAGCUGAUUACCCAUUUGGAAAACAUUGAGAGUGAUCUGGCUUUACAGGGGAGCAUUGGUAGCUUGUCGCUGAGUGACCUAACUGCCCAUGGCGAGCUGUACACUGAGCGCUUUACAACAAGCGGGGACGAGGCCCUGAUAUUCCACAUUUUCAAAUAUGGUCCUCCAGAUCCCUUGUUAAAAAGAGAGUAUGACAUGCGUGUAAACCUGCGGAUGGCCUCGGUACAGUACGUUCACACCCAGCGCUUCCAGUCUGAGGUGGUGGCAUUUAUCCAGCACUUCACUCAGUUACAGGAUGUCCUUGGCCGGCAAAGGGCAGCUAUUCAGGGGCAAACGGUCAGAGACCAGGCACAACGGGCCUCUCGGAUCCUGCUGGACAUUGAGGCUGGAGCCCCAGUUCUCCUAAUCCCUGAAAGCUCUCGAUCUAAUAACUUGAUUGUUGCCAACCUUGGAAAACUGAAAGUCAAGAACCGAUUUUUGUUUUCUGGAUCCCCAGGGACAUUCUGCUUAAAGGACAAGAGUUUGGGUAAAACUUCAUCACCCAUUGUUACCCCAGAGCACAAAGUCAGCAGUAGGAGGAGUGAAGUCCGGUCAAGUUUGGAAGGCGAUUCUGCUGAAGGUUUGUUCAUGGCCUCAUCCCCGAAGUUUAGGAAAGAGACAAAAGUGGAGAGUGUUCCAGACUGUUCCGGAGACCCUGAUGAUCACAUCUGCCUAUUGGACUGCAUUGUGGUUGAUCUACAAGACAUGGACAUCUUUGCUGCACUGAGGGAUCCCAGAGACUGUGCUGAAGGCCUGGAGAAAUCCCAAUCUGUCCUCUUCUUCCCAUCAUACAUUGUCAGACAGACAGGUGGGAGCCUUUUAACUGAGCGAUGUCGACUCAAGCUUCAGCUAGAGAGGAAUCUGGAUAAAGAAAUAAGUCACUCGGUUCCAGAUAUGUCCAUUCAUGGAAGUUUAUCAUCUGUCCACUGCUCACUGGAUCUAAGUAAAUAUAAACUAAUCAAAGGCCUGCUGGAGAAUAAUCUGGGGGAACCUGUUGAAGAUUUUAUGCGACCGUAUGACUUGCAGGAUCCACGUAUUCACACCGUUCUAAGUGGAGAGGUCUACACUGGAGUGUCUUUCCUCAUUGAUAUGGUGAAUGUUAGCCUGGAGCUUCUUGAGGACAAAGAAAAGGAAGGGGUGAACCAUUCAUUGGCUCGGUUUGACUUUAAAAAGUCGAAACUGCUUUUUGAGAGCUUUUCAAACCAAACUAAUUCCAUUAACCUGGUCUCCCAUUCUAUGAUGGCUUUUGACACUCGUUAUGUUGGCCACAAGCCAGCCGCUGCUUCUAAACCCAAUGUGUUUAACUGCAUCCUGCAACCUUCCAAGAGCAACAGCAAUCCUGGCUCCCUGCAGAUUGAACUGCACCACAGAUCAACAAAGGACACCUCCUGCUACACAGUCGUCCUGAACAAUCUGAGAGUGUUUCUGAUAUUUGACUGGUUAAUGCUUGUGCACAAGUUUCUACAGACACCAAGUGACAAAUUAAAUCAUGGCCACCUUCUUUGGGAAGACAGGUCUGGCACCACUGUGCCUGUGGUCCCAAAAAUUGUGAAAUCUGGUGUUGUAACCAAGAGGUCAUCUGUACAGGUGACUCCAGAAAAACAGCUUGAAGUCAAAAUCAACGUUACUGGGACGGAGUUUGUUGUUGUUGAAGAUGCAUCUUGUGUCGACACAAAUGCUAUCAUCUUGAAAGGAACUACUGUUCUCACCUACAAGCCGAAAUUGGUGGAUCGACCCUUCUCUGGCAGUUUAUUCGGGAUUGAGGUAUUUAGCUGCCGCUUGGGGAGUGAGCAGGCCACAGCUCUGUCAAUCAUAGAUCCGGUUCAUGUUCAGAUAGAGCUAGUUGGAAAUUCAAAUUAUCAGAACAGCUCUGGUCUGAUGGAUGCAUUUAACACUGAGGAUUUUCCGCCAAUCCUGGAGAUUCAGCUACAGACACUGGACAUUAGACUGUCAUACAAUGAUGUGCAGUUAUUCCUGGCUAUUGCAAAAUCCAUACCUGAGCAGACGAGCCCCAGUGCCCCGGAGUCUGCAGCUCCUGACACGUCAGCUUCUUCUGCCAGUACUUCUGGUAUCAUCAAGGAGAAUGAGAGUGUAACUGUCAGAGAUACUCGCAGGCAUGCUAUGGACCCCCUUCUAGAAAACCAACUUGCACGAUUGGAGGAGCUUGGAUUUGGUUUGGAAGACUGUAAAAGGGCUCUGCUGACUUCUCAAGGUCAACUCAACAAAGCUGCUACAUGGCUGUUUAAGAAUGCCGAGCCUUUAAAGCUAAAUCAAACCAGUAGCGGUGCAGGCAGCCUACAGUGGAUCUCUGGAGUGGAGCUGAAGGCUGACCAUGUCUGUAUCUGUUUCAUUGAUGACUGCAUGGACUGCGAUGUACCUCUUGCAGAGAUCACGUUUUCCCGUUUGGUCUUUUUUCAGCACUUUGUGUCUAAUCCCAAUGGAUCAGCUGAAUUCACAAUCUCUGGAGACUAUUAUAACCGUGAGCUUUCAGGUUGGGAACCUUUCGUAGAGCCAUGGCCCUGUGCAAUAUCUUGGCAGAAACAAGAAGCUAGCCGUCUCCACCCAUCACGCCUGAAGUUCGAUCUAAAAGCCAAACAGCGACUUGACAUAAAUAUCACCUCUGUGUUAAUAGAACAAUAUGUGAACACUAAAGAGUCAUGGAUGGCGGACUACUGCAAACAAGAGAAGGAGCCACCUAUAGACACUGCAGAGGAAUGGAUGGGCUCUUCGGUGGACCCGCCAUGUAUUGGGCCAAUUGAAAUGAAGACACCAAAGCGUAGGCAGCCCUUUGUACCGUUCGCUCUCAGGAAUCACACGGGAUGCACGCUCUGGUUUGCUACGUUAACUACAACACCUACACGUGCUGCACUAUCUCACAGUGGGAGCCCAGAGGUCGUUUCCGAUAGUGAUAAAAACUUCCUGGAUGACACACUCAACGUCAGUCAGUGGAGAGAAGUGCUCCCAGGAGAAGAGAUCCCAUUCGAGUUUGAAACCAGGGAGAAACUCAGACACAGACAUACUCAUGACUUGCGGAUCCACCAGCUCCAGGUCCGAGUCAGUGGCUGGGAACAGAUCAGCCCUGUGUCUGUGGAUAAAGUUGGAAUAUUUUUCCGUUAUGCAGCACCUGAUAAAAAUACAUCUUCAUCUUCGGUCGGAAGUCCAAUUAGUAGAACCAACAUAAUACAUCCCCAAGUCUAUUUUUCAGCACUUCCUCCAGUGCGCGUAGUGUUUGCUGUUACUAUGGAAGGCAGCGCACGGAAAGUGAUCACUGUCCGGUCAUCUCUGAUUGUGAAAAACAAGCUGGAGAUCCCCAUGGAACUUCGACUGGACAGCCCAUCUGCCCCAGACAAGCCAGUGAUACUUCCUGCAGUGAUGCCCGGAGAUUCAUUCGCUAUUCCUCUGCACCUCACAUCCUGGAGGCUACAAGCCCGUCCCAGAGGAAUGGGUGUUUUCUUCUGUAAGAAUCCCAUUCACUGGACUAAUGUCACCAAGACUGGGGAAGUCUCUAGCAGUAAGCGUGAAUGUCACUCCAUGGAUGCAGAGAACAGCAGAUAUUUCAGGUUCUGUGUGGCUCUAAAGAAAGAAAACUACCCGGAUUAUAUGCCCUCAAAUAUUUUUUCAGAUAGUGCUAAACAGAUCUACAGGCAGCCGGGUCAUACCAUCUUCCUUCUACCAACGGUGGUGAUCUGCAACCUGCUGCCUUGUGAGCUCAGCUUCUAUGUAAAAGGCUCACCUAUUAAAGGAACCCUGAAACAUGGGAAGGAGACAGCACUGCCCACAGCCGACACUUCCCAGAACUUUGAGCUGGGAAUCUCUCUGGAAAACUUCCCACACUGCAAGGAGCUGCUCAUCCCUCCCGGGACUCAGAACUACAUCGUGAGGAUGAGACUGUACGAUGUCAACAAGAGGCUGCUUAACCUCACCAUACGCAUCAUCUGCCGGGCUGAAGGCUCCCUGAAAAUAUUUAUUUCAGCACCUUAUUGGUUGAUUAAUAAAACAGGCCUGCCAUUGAUCUUCAGACAGGACAACGCCAAAACAGAUGCUGCUGCUCAGUUUGAGGAACACGAACUCGCCAGAAGUCUGAGUCCUCUUUUGUUCUGCUAUUCAGACAAGGAACUUCCAAACCUCUGUACAAUGAGAAUUGGGAAAGGAAUUCACCCCGAUGGCAUACCUGGCUGGUGUCAAGCCUUUUCUUUAGAUGGAGGAAGUGGCGUGAGGGCAUUGAAAGUUAUCCAACAAGGGAACCGACCGGGACUCAUCUACAAUAUAGGGAUUGAUGUUAAAAAAGGCAGAGGGAGAUACAUAGACACCUGUAUGGUCACCUUCGCACCCCGCUACUUGUUGAUCAACAAAUCUUCUCACAAGCUUGCCUUUGCCCAAAGGGAAUUUGCAAGAGGACAGGGCACAAACAAUCCUGAUGGUUACAUUUCCACCCUCCACGGUUCCAGCGUGGUGUUUCAUUGGCCAAGGAAUGACUACGACCAGCUGCUUUGUGUACGACUCAUGGAUGUUUCUAACUGUACCUGGUCUGGUGGCUUUGAGGUCAAUAAAAACAAUUCUUUUCAUAUCAACAUGAGGGACACUCUUGGAAAAUGUUACUUUUUACGGGUUGAGAUUACACUGCAAGGAGCGACGUACCGGAUAUCUUUCAGUAACACGGAACAACUUCCUCCUCCUUUUCGAGUGGAUAACUUUUCAAAGGUCCCAGUUGUGUUCAUGCAACAUGGAGUAGCAGAGCCUAGGCUGCGGACGGAGGUGAAGGCCGCCACCUCUCUGGACUAUGCAUGGGAUGAGCCGAUACUGCCCUCCUAUGUCACACUGACUGUCAAAGGAGCUGGCUCUGCAGAGAUAGUCUGCAACAUGAAUGACUUCCAGGACAGCAAGCAACUUUACUAUGAAAACUUCAUCUACAUAGCUGCCACCUAUACAUUCUCUGGGAUUCAAGAGGGAAAUGUUCGAUCCAUCGGUCAGUCUAAAAAUGUUAUUUACUCAGAGCUUGUCCUGGACGUCCAGCCAAAAACCCACAGAGUGAUCCUAAAGAAGAAGGAGCCAGGUAAGAGGUCACAGCUCUGGCGAAUGACUGGUACUGGAAUGCUAUGCCAUGAGGGAUCAUCUCCUCCCCAUAACCCAAAUAAGCCAUCCAGUGGGCGUUCUCAGGAGUCCUCUUUAGUGCUGGACAUUGCCGGACUAGCAGCCGUUACAGAUAAUCGGUAUGAACCACUGAUGUUGAGAAAGCCAGAUCGGAGGCGGAGUACCACACAGACAUGGUGCUUUCGGGAUGGAAAGCUUAGCUGCAGUUUACCCGAAUUAGUUGUCCAGGCUCGAAAUGGGGUGUCAGGAUUCUUUGAUGCAGCUGAGGUGGUGCUUGGACCUGACGCCUCUCUAGAAUUGGUGGGCCCAGUGCCUAAAGAGCAGCAGUUUAUAAACCAGAAGAUGAGGCCAGGAUCUGGUGUUCUGUCUGUCAGAGUUAUUCCAGAUGGGCCCACAAGAGUCUUACAGAUAACGGACGUCAGCCAGCGCAGAAACAAUCUUUCCAUCGAAAUGGAUGAACUGGCUCAGUUGGAGCUGAGAAAAUUCAAGAGUCUGGAUGCAGACCAAGAGCUGGAGAUUAUGGUGAAGUUACAGGAAGGAAUAGGCAUCUCACUGAUAAAUAAAGUUCCAGAAGAGCUCGUGUUUGCAAGCCUCAUGGGCAUUGAUGUCCACUACACACAUCUGGCUGCCAACCAGGUGCUGGAGCUCAAUAUUCAAAAUGUUCAGGCUGAUAACCAGCUAAUUGGCACUACCCAGCCCGCCAUGCUCUACGUCACACCAAAGACCAUUGACAGUUCAGAGAUGGACUCAGGCCCAGCGAUACAGGUCAAUGCAAUGAAGGUUCCCAGUAAAAACGCCCUCUCUGAUCUGUACAAGCACCUUCUGAUCACAGCCCAAAAGUUUACAGUUCAGAUAGAGGAGAAGCUGCUUCUUAAGCUGCUCAGCUAUUUUGGUUUUGGCAAGUUGGAAACAGAGGUUGAGAAGUGGGAUGAGAAUAUUCAUGAGAAAACUGGAGAGGAAAACAGCUCUCAACAAAGAUAUUACUUUGAAAACUUGAAAAUAUCUGUACCGCAAAUCAAACUCAGUGUUUUCACCUCCAAUAAACUCCCUUCUGAUCUUAAGGCUUUAAAGAGCUCUUUGGGUUUCCCUCUGAUUAAAUUUGAAGAUGCUGUGAUUGAUCUGGAUCCAUUUACAAGAGUGCACCCAUACGAAUCCCGAGACUUUAUUGUCAACGAUAUCCUCAAACAUUUCCAAGAGGAGUUGCUCAGUCAAGCAGCAAAAAUUCUGGGCUCAGUUGACUUCCUUGGCAAUCCAAUGGGCCUGCUGAAUGAUGUGUCUGAAGGAGUAUCCGGUCUUAUAAAGUAUGGAAAUGUUGGCGGCUUAAUCAGGAAUGUCACACACGGAGUUUCCAAUUCUGCUGCAAAGUUUGCUGGCACACUUUCUGAUGGGCUAGGGAAGACCAUGGACAACAGACAUCAGACAGAGCGGGAGUAUAUUCGAUAUCAUGCAGCCACAAGUGGAGAACAUCUCGUGGCCGGAAUUCAUGGACUUGCUCACGGUAUCAUUGGUGGGCUGACGAGUGUGAUCACUUCCACAGUGGAAGGUGUUAAAAAUGAAGGGGGAGUCAGUGGUUUUAUCUCAGGCUUAGGAAAAGGCCUGGUUGGAACAGUUACUAAACCUGUGGCUGGAGCUUUGGAUUUUGCUUCUGAAACAGCUCAAGCUGUGCGAGACACCGCCACACUUAGUGGACACAGAAUGCAGGUUCAGAGGGUGAGGAGACCACGGUGCUGCACGAGUCCCCAGGGACUUCUUCCCAGAUACUCGGAUAUCCAGGCUGAGGGACAAGAACAACUAUUCCGACUGACGGACAACAUCCAGGAUGAGUUCUUUAUUGCCGUUGAACAUAUAGACAGUUACUGUGUCCUAAUCUCCUCAAAAACAGCCUAUUUCCUGAAGUGGGGCGAGUAUGUGGACCGUGACGCUAUCUUCCUGGAGAUUAAGUACGAUGAUUUGUACCACUGCCUUGUUUCCAAAGAUCAUGGGAAAAUAUAUGUUCAACUGACCAAGAAGGCAGAAACUUCAAGUAGUGGGAUUGCCAUGCCAGGGCCUUCUCACCAAAAACCAAUGGUCCAUGUCAAGUCCGAGAGCCUCGCUGUGAAAAUAUCUCAAGAAAUCAAUUACGCUAAAAGUCUUUAUUAUGAACAGCAGCUGAUGUUAAGGCAGACAGAGGAACAGGACAAUCUGGACUUGAACUCUUAAAGCACAGGAUUUCCAUGAAGCAUCACCCUGCCACUUUCCCGAAUCACGUAGACAAUACCAGAGAUCAC
Messenger RNA from Nanorana parkeri, 13091 nucleotides. It is a transcript of the gene VPS13D, whose product is annotated as vacuolar protein sorting 13 homolog D. Gene Ontology annotation, cellular component: extrinsic component of membrane. Gene Ontology annotation, biological process: protein retention in Golgi apparatus; protein targeting to vacuole; mitochondrion organization. The transcript has 68 exons. The record is from RefSeq and is a predicted model, not a curated record. NCBI's taxonomy places the organism in Eukaryota, Metazoa, Chordata, Amphibia, Anura, Dicroglossidae. Gene Ontology annotation, molecular function: protein binding. Bases 1 to 13023 code for a protein of 4340 amino acids.